Saccharomyces cerevisiae S288C is the source of this 87-nucleotide messenger RNA. RefSeq names its product Min3p (gene MIN3). The coding region runs from base 1 to 87 and encodes 28 amino acids. The transcript has a single exon. Lineage: Eukaryota; Fungi; Ascomycota; Saccharomycetes; Saccharomycetales; Saccharomycetaceae. The record is from RefSeq and is marked reviewed. Gene Ontology annotation, cellular component: membrane.
AUGAGAAAACCGAGUGCGUUUCAUGCAUGUAACAUAAUAUUUCUUCCCCUCGUUAAGUGUGCAUCAGCAACCAUAAUGCUGAAUUAA